CGCCCACCACGCCAGGCCGCACCACUCAGCGGACCGCCUCCUAGGCCGCGCCGCCGCCUUCACGGAGUCCCUCCGCACAAGCACGAGCACGCCGCGGUCCUCGCACGGCCACGUCGUCGCGCAGCCGCUCAGGCAGGGCCGGGGGGGCGGGGCUGUACGGGAACGUACCCAAAACGUAGAGCUGACUCCGGUUCAAUCUCUGGCAUCCCAUGUUGUCCCCAAGCCCUGCCAGAAGUGAUCCAUGAGUGCAGAGCCAGGAGGAAGCCUGAGUACCACCGGUGAAGGGAGUCUGUGGGGGAAGACAUGGCCGCGUCUUCCUCGUCCUCAUCAGCGGGAGGCGUGAGUGGAAGCUCUGUCACUGCAUCGGGCUUCAGCGUCUCUGACCUUGCGCCACCCCGGAAGGCACUUUUCACCUACCCCAAAGGAGCAGGAGAGAUGUUAGAAGAUGGCUCGGAGAGAUUCCUCUGUGAAUCUGUUUUCAGCUAUCAAGUAGCAUCCACGCUUAAACAAGUGAAGCAUGAUCAGCAAGUUGCUCGGAUGGAAAAACUAGCUGGUUUGGUUGAAGAGCUGGAGGCAGAUGAGUGGCGGUUUAAACCCAUCGAGCAGCUGCUGGGCUUCACACCCUCCUCCGGCUGAGGCCGGGCCAGGCAGAAACAGCAUCACCUGGCAGUCGGGAGGCACAGUUCUGUGGCCGAUUGUUCCUUCCGGCCAUACUUGGUUUCUUUGUAUCUAUCCAUAAGCAACAAAUACUGAACGUGUGGGAAAUUUGUGUUUGUUUAUUUUACUAAGUCCUGGGGCUGGAGCUGGGCUUCCAUGGCGAGCCAAGAGGUAGGGGUUUAAGAGCUAUUUGUAAAACUUCCCAAGCCGGGUAAGCGAGAAAUGACCAGCUGCAGAAUCUCUGUCCUGUCAUUCAUGCAAUGCCUGGCAAACCACAGGCCGGGACUGACGCGGAGAAAACAGGAUUUCUGACCUAAAACAAAUCUCUCUGCAGGAGAAUGUGAUUUCCUCUUGGAAUGUGUCCAAAUGAGAAUUUCUUUUUUUAAGUGUUUGGGAGUUGGGGAGGAGUUAGAUCUUUUAUUUCUACACAUCUAAUUCUUUAGAGUCUUAGCUUUUUCUAACCUCUUCAAGACAUGUCAAAUUCUCGCCAAGGAAAUUGCUUUUUGAGUGCUGAAAAUAAAGCAGUGGGCAAAAUCCUUUUAAA
Messenger RNA from Sorex araneus (European shrew), 1201 nucleotides. RefSeq names its product anaphase promoting complex subunit 16 (gene ANAPC16). NCBI's taxonomy places the organism in Eukaryota, Metazoa, Chordata, Mammalia, Eulipotyphla, Soricidae. Gene Ontology annotation, cellular component: kinetochore; cytosol; anaphase-promoting complex. Gene Ontology annotation, biological process: protein ubiquitination. The coding region runs from base 304 to 636 and encodes 110 amino acids. The transcript is spliced from 5 exons. The record is from RefSeq and is a predicted model, not a curated record.